Tribolium madens (black flour beetle) is the source of this 1948-nucleotide messenger RNA. Its product is annotated as beta-alanine transporter. Bases 9 to 1655 code for a protein of 548 amino acids. Gene Ontology annotation, molecular function: transmembrane transporter activity. Lineage: Eukaryota; Metazoa; Arthropoda; Insecta; Coleoptera; Tenebrionidae. Gene Ontology annotation, cellular component: membrane. The record is from RefSeq and is a predicted model, not a curated record. The transcript has 7 exons. Gene Ontology annotation, biological process: transmembrane transport.
GCACAAGCAUGGACCUCGAUGACGUUUUGCCCCAAGUCGGCGAAUUUGGACGUUAUCAAAAAUUAGUUUUGUGGUUUAUUUUACUUCCCGGAGUUUUCCCUUGCGGGUUUCACGCUUAUAAUCAACUUUUUAUGGCGGCAACACCUGACCAUUGGUGUAGAAUCAAAGAGUUGGAAGAAUACGAUGCAAGAUUAGUCCGGAAUAUAAGUAUACCAACUGUAGUUCUGUUAGAUGGACAAACAAGAUUCAGUCAGUGUACAAUGUAUGAUUUGAAUUACACAAAUUCUUUGGAGUUUUACGAGUCGGUGAAUUAUACCAACGUGAGGACGGUUCCAUGCGAACAUGGAUGGGUUUAUGAUAAAGAAGGUCAUGAGAAUACUAUUAUUACGGAGUGGGAUUUAGUUUGCGAUAAAGACCUUUCAGCCACUCUGGCUUUAGUUCUUUUAGGCCUUGGUGGCCUUCUCGGCAAUUAUUUUUUUGGUUACGUCCAAGAUGGUAUCGGCCGAAAACCUGCUUUCUUUAUUUAUCUCUUCAUACAAUGCGUCUUUGGCAUAGCGACCGCCUUUGCAAAUAAUUUUGCCACUUGGGCCAUUUUCCGCUUUGGAGUUGGCUUCACGGUGCCGGCAAUAUUGGGUACCCCUUAUGUCCUAGCAAUUGAACUUGUGGGUCCUCGACAUCGUACCCUAGUCACAAUUUUGAUUAAUAUAGCUUAUUCCUUGGCAUUAGUUAGUUUAGCUAUAAUUGUGUGGGUUAUCAGAGAGUGGCGAAUGCUAGCUCUGGCUACAACUUUACCCUUUCUCACCCUUUUCCUUCACUGGUGGCUCUUACCAGAAAGUCCAAGAUGGCUCCUUGCACAAGGGAGGAUAAAAGAGGCUGAAAAAAUUCUCCUUCAAAUGGGAAAAAUCAAUGGAAAAAAAUUACCGGAAAAUUUUAUUUUGAGUCUAACAACACAAGAUAUGAAUCAAAAUGUUGUUCAAAUUGACUAUGGAAUUAGACACUUGUUUCAGUCACCAAACCUUCGUUGGAAGACUAUAAUUGUGACAUUUAUUUGGUUUACAAAUACUAGUGUUUAUGUAGGUUUGUCCUAUUAUGCCCCGGCUCUCGGUGGUGAUGAAUUUUUGAAUUUUUUCCUUGCUGGUGCGGUGGAACUACCAACAUAUCUUUUUCUUUGGCCAGCAAUGGAGAAAUGGGGUCGUCGAUGGUCGCUUUGUGUCAGUAUGGUUGUUGGAGGUUCUGCUUGUCUUGCAACUUUCUUAGUGCAAAAUGAUUCUGUAAUAACACUUGGUCUUUACUGCAUUGGCAAAAUGGGAAUAUCGUCUUCGUUUGUGGUUUUGCCAUUGAUGGCUUCGGAAUUGUACCCAACUGUGGUUCGAGGUUUGGGUAUGAGCGUGAGUUCAAUGAUGGGAAUGUUGGGUCCGGUGUUUAUUCCGAUGGUUAACUAUCUGGGAUCUGAUAUGCUGACUCUCCCAUUGAUAAUUAUGGGUACGAUGUUAGUGAUGGGUGGUGCCUGUUCCUUGUUAUUGCCGGAAACCUUAAAUCAGCAUCUUCCGCAGACUCUGCAAGAUGCUGAGAAAGCCGGACUCGAUUGUUUUGCAUGCUGCACUCCUCCGCAACUAGACUCAAAGAUACGCGCCAUGCACGAAAGUCGUUUUUAAUCAUGAUCGAUCUGUGUAAAUCACAUGCACGUGAAAUUGAGUGCAUUGCCUCUUUCGAUACAAUUUCACGGUCUUUGUAGCCACCGGUAAAUGGUAGACCCUCCUUUCAAUUAGAUCGUAAUUACGCCGAUACUGUGUGUAUGUAGAACGAAUCUGUAAUGGAUUUCUUACACUAUAUGCAAUUUUUAUUGUGCACUCACAUUACAUAAAAAAUUAACAUAAGUACCUAUUUUGACCAACAAGUAAAAAUAAACAUUGAAACAAGAAGUUUUGUAGUAAUUUUGUCUAAAACU